UAGCUGGGUGAGACACAGCCAGACGCAGGAGCUCGAAAAGCGGAGUUACUCCGGAGUGUGGUCCCGAUCCCGUCGCGUCUGUUGCCUGAUAACGACCGACGUUGGGUUGUGUGAAGCUGUCGAGGCGCUCCUCCGCGGAUCUCCCCGGUUUCUGCGGAAGUCGGAAGCCGAUGUGAGCUGCGCAGGACUUCGCAGCGACCCGGGCUAACGUUAGCAGCGCUGGCUUGACGCCGCUUGUUUUCCUUAACGGCGACAACAAAUUAGCGCAAAUCAAACUUCCAGCCAUGGCGGCCGGAGGGGCGGGCGGCAACAGCGGCAAGACGUACUCCUUCAAGGUGGUGCUGCUGGGGGAAGGCUGCGUGGGCAAGACGUCGCUGGUGCUGCGCUACUGCGAGAACAAGUUCAACGACAAGCACAUCACAACUCUACAGGCGUCCUUCCUCACGAAGAAGCUCAACAUCACGGGCAAGAGGGUGAACCUCGCCAUAUGGGACACCGCGGGUCAGGAGAGGUUUCAUGCGUUAGGUCCCAUCUACUACAGAGACUCCAAUGGAGCCAUUCUAGUGUACGACGUCACAGACGAAGACUCGUUUCAGAAGGUGAAGAACUGGGUCAAAGAGCUGAGGAAAAUGUUGGGCAACGAGAUUUGUUUAUGUAUAGUAGGUAACAAAGUUGAUUUGGACAAAGACAGACAUGUUUCAGUUGAAGAGGCAGAGAGUUACUCCGAGUCUGUCGGAGCCAAACACUACCACACGUCAGCCAAGUUAAACAAAGGCAUCGAGGAGCUGUUCCUGGACCUUUGUAAAAGGAUGAUGGAAACGGCUCAGGCUGAGGAGAGGUUGAAGGGCAACGGAGCCAGCCAAUCGGCUUCGAGUAGGCGGGGAGUACAGAUAGUGGACGACGAACCACAGGCCACGCCGGCCGGAGGCUGCUGCUCCUCUGGCUGACACACACACUUUUACUUCAACACACACAUACACACACAUUCAUCAGUGUGUCAGUUGUCUGGUCCAUCGGCUCUAAAUCCUAAACUAAUCUGCUGUUUGUUCUGCUAAGGAGCAUGGGAAAUUACUCUUCACUUACUUAAUCCUGCGUGCCCUUACUAAAGAAGUCACUGAAGUCGUUAUGAUUGAAUUCAGUGACAAGAUUCUCUAAUAAUCUCAUUUUAGCACUUUACUAUCCUCCCAUAUAUGGAAAUACAACAACGCAACAGUAUUUUAAAAACAAAGCAGUGGCCAAUGUUCCAGAAAACAUCAAUUUCAUAUUUAAAUUAUCAUUAAAACAGGCGAACAUUAUUUCACAGAAGAGUCUCAGGCUUCAGCAAACACACAAACACGCACACACUGUACAGACGUCCAAUAAACUCCAUAUUCAUCAGAAAACAUAAACACCAGUUUGUAGUGGAACGUCUCCACCUGCUGGACAAACAUCAGACUGCAGACAUGUCCAACCUGACCGCCAGGGGGAGCUGCAGCGGCAUUUAGUCAAUAAAGUUAAUACAAAAUAAACUUGUCAUUAACAUAAAACAAACAUGGGUUCUGCAGAACCUGGUAAUAUUUGUUUAAAUUAAACUGCACUUUAUCCAAAUCAAAUCUGGAGAUAAAAUGUCCAACAUGAAAACAUGAUAUUUAUAGUUUAUUUCAAAAAUGAAAUUGAUAAAGAGGUUAAAUUGAUUCAUUUGAAUUAAUUAUCAAAACCUAAAGAAAUUAAAACAAUAUAAAGCUAAAAAUUCUCCAAUCUGGGAAUCAGAGUAAAGAAUUUAAACUUUAACUAUUUUGUUCAUUUAUUAAUCGACUAAUCGUCACAGUUCAAAUCAAUAAUAACGUUUAAUCAGCUCUGCUCCGUCUUUAUCUGAAAGUUGAGUCGAUGGUUUUAACACAAACACACACUUCUCUACAACAACACACCCACACUGUCGCUGCCGGACAGAGAAACUGUGCAUGUUUGAAUUCUGUAAACAGCUUUUUGUUUGUUUUUGACUUUUAAAAAACUUGGUGAAUAAAUAAAAGAGUGAGCAGCGGUUAUUUAAUAAGUUAAAGUCUCGUGGUGGUGAUGGAUCUGAUCUGUUCAUGAAUCCUACUCUCUUCUCGCUGCUGUGUUCGAUUCCUGUUGUUUCUCCUGCGUUAAUCUGCUUAGUGAAGAAAACACACAAAUAACAACAGACUGGACGUGUUGUUGCCUUCGGGGGGGAAGUUCUGUUCGUUAUGGAGAAACGACGACGUGUGGAAAAGGAAAAAAUAUCAGCACACCUUUUGGAAAUGUCAUUUUUUUAAACUGCUAGUGUCAAAAGUGUUUUGUAAAGAUAAUAGAACAAUUAUAACGAUUUACACAACG
This is a messenger RNA of Platichthys flesus (European flounder), 2334 nucleotides long. It is a transcript of the gene rab21, whose product is annotated as RAB21, member RAS oncogene family. The record is from RefSeq and is a predicted model, not a curated record. Gene Ontology annotation, biological process: Rab protein signal transduction. Lineage: Eukaryota; Metazoa; Chordata; Actinopteri; Pleuronectiformes; Pleuronectidae. The transcript is spliced from 7 exons. Gene Ontology annotation, molecular function: GTP binding; GTPase activity. Bases 285 to 947 code for a protein of 220 amino acids.